UUUCUUGAAACUGACAUUCCAGUUUCCACUGACAUUGACUUUGACGUUUCUUUUAAGUCCGAUCGCCUCCCAGUGGCAUUAACGCGUUUUAUCGUUACUCAAAUAAACGCAACGAUGUCGGGAGGAUUAGACAUUCUUACCCUCAACGAGGAAGAUGUUACCAAAAUGUUGGCAGCAACCACCCACUUGGGGUCGGAAAAUGUACACUUCCAGAUGGAGACAUACGUGUACAAGCGCCGCCCUGACGGCACACACGUGAUCAACCUGCGCCGCACCUGGGAGAAGCUGGUGCUGGCCGCCCGCGCCAUCGUCGCUAUCGAGAACCCGGCUGACGUGUUCGUCAUCUCCUCCCGCCCAUUCGGUCAGCGCGCUGUGCUAAAGUUCGCCGCGCACACUGGAGCCACACCCAUCGCGGGACGUUUCACUCCUGGUGCCUUCACUAACCAGAUCCAAGCUGCAUUCAGGGAGCCCCGUCUUCUGAUUGUGCUGGACCCCGCCCAGGACCACCAGCCCAUCACUGAGGCGUCUUAUGUCAACAUCCCUGUCAUUGCCCUGUGCAACACCGACUCGCCCCUCCGUUUCGUCGACAUUGCUAUCCCAUGCAACACCAAGUCGUCCUACUCCAUUGGUCUGAUGUGGUGGCUCCUGGCUCGUGAGGUGCUCCGUCUGCGUGGUGUCCUCGCCCGUGACCAGAAGUGGGACGUCGUCGUCGACCUGUUCUUCUACAGAGACCCCGAAGAGAGCGAGAAGGACGAACAACAGGCCAAGGAACAGGCCGUAGUCGCACCCAAGGCUGACGUAUCAGCGAUUGUGCACGAGGAGUACAGCGACAACGUGGAGCCCGUAGAGCCGGUGACCUCGUGGACCGACGACGCGCCCGCCGCCGCCGCCGCCCCUGCUGCCUUCGGCGCACCCGCUGCGCAGGAGAACUGGGCUGAACAGGUACAAGAGGAGUGGGGUACCGCCGCUGCGCCCGCCGCCGCCGCGCCCGCGCCCUCGUGGGGAGGCUCCGCUCAGGACUGGAGCAGUAGCACAUAAGUGUACUUGGUUAUUAAAUAUUUGAAAACCA
Aricia agestis (brown argus) is the source of this 1069-nucleotide messenger RNA. It is a transcript of the gene sta, whose product is annotated as 40S ribosomal protein SA. Bases 115 to 1038 code for a protein of 307 amino acids. Lineage: Eukaryota; Metazoa; Arthropoda; Insecta; Lepidoptera; Lycaenidae. Gene Ontology annotation, cellular component: cytosolic small ribosomal subunit; ribosome; 90S preribosome. Gene Ontology annotation, biological process: cytoplasmic translation; ribosomal small subunit assembly. The transcript has 7 exons. The record is from RefSeq and is a predicted model, not a curated record. Gene Ontology annotation, molecular function: structural constituent of ribosome.